Molecule: messenger RNA, 1823 nt
Organism: Psammomys obesus (fat sand rat)
Lineage: Eukaryota; Metazoa; Chordata; Mammalia; Rodentia; Muridae
Gene: Hcar2
Product: hydroxycarboxylic acid receptor 2
Biological process (GO): G protein-coupled receptor signaling pathway
Cellular component (GO): membrane
Molecular function (GO): G protein-coupled receptor activity
Source: RefSeq, a predicted model, not a curated record
AUGAGCAAGCAGAACCAUCUUCUGGUGAUCAACGGCAAGAACUGCUGUGUAUUCAGGGAUGAAAACAUUGCCAAAGUCUUGCCGCCGGUGCUGGGGCUGGAGUUUGUGUUCGGACUCCUGGGCAAUGGCCUUGCCCUCUGGAUUUUCUGUUUCCAUCUCAAGUCCUGGAAAUCCAGCCGGAUUUUCUUGUUCAACUUGGCUGUGGCUGACUUCCUCCUGAUUAUCUGCUUGCCCUUCCUGACGGACAACUAUGUCCAAAGAUGGGACUGGAGGUUUGGAGACAUCCCCUGCCGUCUGAUGCUCUUCAUGCUGGCCAUGAACCGACAGGGUAGCAUCAUCUUCCUCACCGUGGUGGCUGUGGACCGGUACUUCCGGGUAGUCCAUCCCCACCACUCCCUCAACAAGAUCUCCAACCGGACGGCGGCCAUCAUCUCUUGCUUCUUGUGGGGCGUCACCAUCGGCCUGACCGUCCACCUCCUAUACACGAACAUGAUGACCAAAAACGGCAACGCAAAUCUGUGUAGCAGCUUCAGCAUCUGUUACACCUUCAGGUGGCAUGACGCAAUGUUCCUUCUGGAAUUCUUCUUGCCCCUGGGCAUCAUCGUGUUCUGCUCGGCCAGAAUCAUCUGGAGCCUACGGCAGAGACAAAUGGACAGACAUGCCAAGAUCAAGAGGGCUAUCAACUUCAUCCUGGUGGUGGCCAUCGUCUUCAUUAUCUGCUUCCUGCCCAGCGUGGCCGUGCGGAUCCGCAUCUUCUGGCUCCUCUACAAACACAACGUUCGGAAGUGUGAGAUCUACUCCUCGGUGGACCUGGCCUUCUUCACCACGCUCAGCUUUACCUACAUGAACAGCAUGCUGGACCCAGUGGUCUACUACUUCUCCAGCCCAUCUUUCCCCAACUUCUUCGCCACAUGCAUCAACCGCUGCCUUCGAAAGAAAACAAUGGGCGAAGCAGAUAACAACCGGAGCACAAGCGUGGAGCUCACGGGGGAUCCCAGCACCACCAGAAGCAUUCCAGGGGCGUUAAUGGCCGAUGCCAGGGAGCCAUGCAGUCCCUCUUAUCUGGCCUCCAGGUCUCAUAGUCACUAUGCCAAGAAGGGAGAUUGCCACUCAGGCCUAAGCUCUCUGGAGAGACAAUUUGGCCGUUGCACAGAGUAACAUCAUCAGACUUGGCUUACGCUUUCUUGGAACUUCCAGAUUCAGAGAAUCGGAUUUAGAGAAACAGCGUGGUGCAGUUGGCGGCUUGGUUGCAAGAUUCAGGUGGCCGUAGAAAUCUCAGAGGAACAGAAAGCAGUUUCCAGACAGCGGAAACUUCUUAGCCUCCCAAGCCUACAGAGCUAAGGAGUCCUGCAGAGUCUGAGCCCAGACAGGUCCAUCCGCACCUGUCUAUGGCUGGCUGGUGUCCUUCCUCAGGCGGCUCAAAGCCUCAGAUGCUCUUUCACCCCUAGGGUCCUACCUAGCCUGUCGGUGGGCCCCCGUGAGGACAAGGAGAGCCAAGAAACUGGAGAGGAUCUCUGCCCAGGUGUCACUGAAAAGCCAGUGGGUCACUUGUGUCCUGGGGAACCGAUUCACUUCUCAGGCAAUCUUUAGCAGGAAUCGAGGAGGUGGGGAGAUCUGAUUGUUCUCUGAGUCUCCAAUAAUGGUAAGAAGGGGACAGCCCUAGGAGGGACUGAACUAACAGUGUUGGAGGGAAUCAGACAAAUCAGCAAGAAAUUCAGCUGAGCAGUUCAAAGGCUUCGGGGAGAGCAGCUGCUUCCCUCCUGCCUGCUUUUCUUAUUAAGGGGUUUAAAUGUGUCCACGGGUAAAGGAGGCAGGGGAGUUCC